Galeopterus variegatus (Sunda flying lemur) is the source of this 487-nucleotide messenger RNA. Its product is annotated as homeobox protein Mohawk. The record is from RefSeq and is a predicted model, not a curated record. Gene Ontology annotation, molecular function: RNA polymerase II cis-regulatory region sequence-specific DNA binding; DNA-binding transcription factor activity, RNA polymerase II-specific. Gene Ontology annotation, cellular component: nucleus. NCBI's taxonomy places the organism in Eukaryota, Metazoa, Chordata, Mammalia, Dermoptera, Cynocephalidae. The annotation marks the transcript as partial. Gene Ontology annotation, biological process: muscle organ development; regulation of transcription by RNA polymerase II; cell development. The transcript has 2 exons.
GUGUCAAAUUGGUUUGCUAACGCAAGACGUCGGCUUAAGAACACUGUUCGACAGCCAGAUUUAAGCUGGGCUUUAAGAAUAAAACUAUACAACAAGUAUGUGCAAGGAAAUGCUGAGCGCCUUAGUGUAAGCAGUGACGAUUCGUGUUCCGAAGAUGGAGAAAAUCCUCCAAGAAACCACAUGAAUGAAGGGGGCUAUAAUACUCCAGUUCAUCCUGUGAUUAAAAGUGAGAGCUCGGUAAUAAAAGCUGGAGUGAGGCCAGAGUCGCAGGCCAGUGAGGACUACGUGUCACCCCCAAAAUACAAGAGCAGCUUGUUGAACCGUUACCUUAACGACUCUUUGAGACAUGUCAUGGCCACAAACACUGCCAUGAUGGGAAAAACAAGGCAAAGAAACCAUUCGGGAUCUUUUAGCUCCAACGAAUUUGAGGAAGAAUUGGUGUCUCCAUCGUCAUCAGAAACCGAAGGCAACUUUGUCUAUCGCACAG